ACCUCAUUUGCAUAGGAGCGAGCACAUAACGGCGCUCGCCGCGCCCCUCCCGACAAUCCGCAGCAGCCUCUGAGCAGAUCUGAUUCUCCGUCUUCGCGCAGCUCGCUCGCUCAUUCCAGCAACCAUGUCUGACAAACCCGAUAUGGCUGAGAUCGAGAAAUUCGAUAAGUCGAAACUGAAGAAGACAGAAACGCAAGAGAAAAAUCCUCUGCCUUCAAAAGAAACAAUUGAACAAGAGAAGCAAGCUGGCGAAUCCUAAUGAGGCAAAGGCCGCCGCCAAUACGCACUGUACAUUCCACAAGCAUUGCCUUCUUAUUUUACUUCUUUUAGCUGUUUAACUUUGUAAGAUGCAAAGAGGUUGGAUCAAGUUUAAAUGACUGUGCUGCCCCUUUUCACGUCAAAGAAUCAGAACUACUGAGCAGGAAGGCCUCCCCUGCCUCUCCCGCCCAUCUGCUGGUCUGGCUUGGCAGAGAGGGAAAAGAACUUGCAUGUUGGUGAAGGGAAAAGCUGGGUGGGAGAUGGUGAAAUAGAGAGUAAAAUUCAAGAUGGUCCAAGAUGUCCUACAGGAUGUAAAAUGCAGUUUAAUCAGAGUGCCAUUUUUUUUUUGUUCAAACGAUUUUAAUUAUUGGAAUGCACAAUUUUUUUAAUAUGCAAAUAAAGUUUUAAAACCUG
Molecule: messenger RNA, 672 nt
Organism: Apodemus sylvaticus (European woodmouse)
Lineage: Eukaryota; Metazoa; Chordata; Mammalia; Rodentia; Muridae
Gene: Tmsb4x
Product: thymosin beta 4 X-linked
Exons: 3
Coding region: 125-259 (44 amino acids)
Biological process (GO): regulation of cell migration; actin filament organization
Cellular component (GO): cytoplasm
Molecular function (GO): actin monomer binding
Source: RefSeq, a predicted model, not a curated record